CUCCGCACGCCGAGCACGCGAACCGCGAUACGCGCGCGUCCGCGUCGUAUUCACUUCGCACGCACGCGCCAGCGCCCGUGCGCGCCCUCCGCCUCGUCCUUCGAGUCGAGCAGCGCACGUCGACGCGCGACCCUCGGCGAGUAAAUCGUCGUUCGCACGCGUCGACGCGUUCGUCGUCGCCGAAGAAGCUUCUAGUCGCGACAUGACGGACAUGAUGGAGGCGCCGAUGGAGGCGCCGCAGAUGGAAGGCGACAUGCAGGAAUGGCAGGAAGGGAUGGAGGCCGCGGGGCCGCUCCCCCUGCAGACGCUCGAGGAGCACGGCAUCGCGGCGUCGGACUUGAAGAAGCUUCUCGAGGCGGGCAUCCACACCGUGGAAGGACUCGCGCACGCGCCGAAGAAGCAGCUGAAGGACAUCAAAGGCCUGAGCGAGAUGAAGGUCGAGAAGCUGAAGGCUGCGGCGAUGAAAGUCGUUCCCCUCGGGUUCACGACCGCGUCCAUGGUCCAGGCCGUGCGCGAGAGCACGAUCAUGAUCUCCACGGGGUCGUCCAAGCUCGACGAGCUCCUCGGCGGCGGGUUCGAGUCUGGCUCGCUCACGGAAAUUUACGGCGAGUUUCGCACGGGUAAGACGCAGCUGUGCCACACGCUCGCGGUGACGUGCCAGCUCCCGCUCGCGCAGGGCGGCGCGGAAGGCAAGGCGAUGUACAUCGACACGGAAGGGACGUUUCGACCGCAGCGUCUCAUCGCGAUCGCGGAGCGGUUUGGGAUGGACUCCGCCGCCGUUCUCGACAACGUCGCGUACGCCAAGGCGCACAACUGCGAGCACCAGUCCGAGCUCCUCGUCGCCGCCGCGGGGAUGAUGGCGGAGGCUCGUUUCGGGGUGAUCAUCGUCGACUCCGUGACGAACUUGUACAGGACGGAGUACGAAGGGCGAGGGGAGCUCUCCGCGCGGCAGAUGCACCUCGGGAAGUUUUUGCGGCAGCUCGCGCGUCUCGCGGACGAGUUCGGCGUCGCCGUCGUCGUGACGAACCAGGUCGUGGCGAACCCGGACGGGAACGCGAUGUUCGCGGGCGCGAACGCGAUGAAGCCCAUCGGCGGGAACAUCAUGGCGCACGCGUCCACGACGCGACUGGCGCUGAGGAAGGGGAGGGGGGAGAACCGGAUCGCGAAGAUCGCGUGCUCGCCCGUGCUCCCGGAGAGCGAGGCGCAGUUUUCUCGGAGAUGGGCAUCGAGGACGCGAAGGAUUAAAAGGUUGGGGGGUACGCGGGGGAUGGGACGCGACGACGAACGGGGCAGCGACGCGACGACACUUCGAGCGCGAGCACGCGCGAAGGCGAUGACCGCCGGCGUCGUCUCCACGACGCCGCCGGCGCUCAGAUCGGUCGUCGAGGAAAAGACGGACGAAAACAACGAAAACCGACCUACUCACGCUCGUAGGUAA
Messenger RNA from Micromonas pusilla CCMP1545, 1438 nucleotides. It is a transcript of the gene RAD51A, whose product is annotated as Rad51 DNA recombinase 1. Gene Ontology annotation, cellular component: condensed nuclear chromosome. Gene Ontology annotation, biological process: DNA strand invasion; chromosome organization involved in meiotic cell cycle; mitotic recombination-dependent replication fork processing. The transcript has 3 exons. Bases 203 to 1438 code for a protein of 411 amino acids. Gene Ontology annotation, molecular function: ATP binding; DNA strand exchange activity; ATP-dependent DNA damage sensor activity. Lineage: Eukaryota; Viridiplantae; Chlorophyta; Mamiellophyceae; Mamiellales; Mamiellaceae. The record is from RefSeq and is a predicted model, not a curated record.